AUGAGUUCCUCAACUACAAUGAGGAAGCUAGAGGUUGUGUCCCCUGUUCCUGCGGACAUAGACAUUGCUAACUCCAUUGAACCGGUUCACAUAUCUCAGAUUGCCAAAGAGCUCAACCUCAGUCCCAAUCACUAUGAUCUUUAUGGUAAAUAUAAGGCCAAGGUUUUGUUGUCAGUUCUUGAUGAGCUUCAAGGAUCACAAGAUGGGUAUUAUGUUGUAGUUGGAGGCAUUACUCCAACUCCUCUUGGGGAAGGCAAAUCUACUACUACAGUGGGGCUCUGCCAAGCUUUAGGUGCUUUUCUUGAUAAAAAGGUAGUAACCUGCCUUCGUCAACCAUCGCAAGGACCUACUUUUGGCAUUAAAGGAGGUGCAGCUGGUGGUGGCUAUAGCCAAGUUAUUCCAAUGGAUGAAUUCAAUCUUCAUCUAACAGGAGAUAUUCAUGCAAUAACUGCAGCAAACAAUCUUCUAGCUGCUGCAAUUGACACCCGAAUUUUCCAUGAGUCAACGCAGUCGGAUAAGGCCCUUUUUAACCGGUUGUGCCCUCCAAAUAAAGAAGGGAAAAGGAGCUUUUGUGAUGUCAUGUUCAGGCGUCUUAAGAAGCUUGGCAUUUCAAAGACAAAUCCAGAUGAUCUUACACCAGAAGAAGUUAAUAAAUUUGCGAGGCUUGAUAUUGACCCAAAUUCUAUUACAUGGAGGAGAGUAAUGGACAUCAAUGACCGGUUCUUGAGAAAAAUCACUAUUGGCCAGGGACCUGAUGAGAAAGGAAUGGUAAGAGAAACAGCAUUUGAUAUUUCAGUUGCUAGUGAGAUAAUGGCUGUUUUGGCACUGACAACAUCCUUAGCUGAUAUGAGAGAGCGGCUUGGGAAAAUGGUUAUUGGAAAUAGCAAGAGUGGUGACCCUGUCACUGCUGAUGAUCUAGGGGUUGGAGGUGCCUUAACAGUUUUAAUGAAGGAUGCUAUUCACCCUACCCUUAUGCAGACCCUGGAAGGAACUCCUGUUCUUGUUCAUGCAGGCCCAUUUGCAAAUAUUGCUCACGGGAAUUCUUCUAUUGUGGCUGAUAAGAUUGCACUGAAGUUGGUCGGACCGGGUGGAUUUGUAGUUACUGAAGCUGGUUUUGGUGCUGAUAUUGGAACUGAGAAGUUUAUGAACAUUAAGUGUCGUUAUAGUGGUUUGACACCUCAAUGUGCAAUUAUUGUGGCAACAAUAAGGGCACUGAAAAUGCAUGGUGGAGGGCCAGCUGUUGUUGCUGGAAAACCUCUUGAUCAUGCAUAUUUGACUGAGAAUGUUGCCCUGGUUGAGGCUGGUUGUGUGAAUAUGUCACGGCAUAUAUCAAAUACAAAAUCUUACGGUGUAAAUGUUGUAGUUGCUAUCAACAAGUUUUCAACUGACACUGAAGCUGAGCUAAAUGCAGUUCGGAGUGCUGCUUUAGCUGCUGGAGCUUAUGAUGCUGUAAUUUGUACCCAUCACGCGCAUGGUGGCAAAGGAGCCGUUGACCUGGGUAUUGCAGUUCAAAAAGCUUGUGAGAAUGUGGCACAGCCAUUGAAGUUCCUGUACCCACUGGAUCUCGGUAUAAAAGAGAAAAUAGAGGCAAUAGCAAAGUCAUAUGGAGCCAGUGGCGUUGAGUACUCUGAGCAGGCUGAGAAGCAGAUUGAGAUGUAUAGCAAGCAAGGAUUUUCUGGUCUUCCAAUCUGCAUGGCUAAGACUCAGUAUUCUUUCUCAGACAAUGCUGCAGCAAAGGGAGCUCCAAGUGGGUUUGUGCUACCCAUAAGGGAUGUAAGAGCUAGUAUAGGUGCUGGAUUUAUUUAUCCUUUAGUUGGAACAAUGAGUACGAUGCCAGGGCUUCCAACAAGGCCAUGCUUCUAUGACAUUGAUAUUGAUACAACAACUGGAAAAGUCAUUGGUCUCUCAUAA
Molecule: messenger RNA, 1911 nt
Organism: Sphenostylis stenocarpa
Lineage: Eukaryota; Viridiplantae; Streptophyta; Magnoliopsida; Fabales; Fabaceae
Source: the annotation of a GenBank genome assembly